CUGGAGUAUUAAAAAAACUAUUUUAUUUUAUACAGGCAUCUUCACGGAGUGCUAAACCUCCUCUCGGGGUCUUGACCAGACCCGUAUUUCCAACAUGGCGACUUUCACCGCUGGACUAUUAAAACCUUGGACACCGAGGGUGAUGGCGAUGCGAUGGAGCAGAUACAAUCCUUACUACCUGGAGCCAGAGGUGAGGAAGGAGGCGCACGACAAACAAGAAACCGAACUGAGCGAAGAGGAGAAGGCAGAGCGGGAGCUGAAGGCAGUGAGACCCAUCAAGGCAGCAACCAACAGUGUCACCAGCUCGGUUUUUGACGACCCGCUCAUCAGUAAAUUCAUCAACAUGAUGAUGAAGAAAGGAGAAAAGGUUUUGGCAAGAGAGAUCAUGACAGAGACUUUGGAGCAUAUUAAAAGGAAACAGGUGGAGAAAUACCACAAAGCUCCGGAGGAGAAGCGAGAGGAGGUUGAGUGCAACCCUUACACCAUCUUCCACCAGGGUAUAGAGAACUGCAUGCCAAUCGUGGGUCUUGCUAGCAUCAAGAGAGGUGGAAGGGUCUACCAGGUGCCUGUGCCGCUGAAAGACAGCAGACGUCGCUUCCUCGCAAUGAAGUGGAUGAUCAUGGAGUGCAGAGAGAACAAACACCGCCGCGUGCCCAUGUACGAAAAACUCUCCCAAGAGCUGCUGGUGGCCGCCGCCAAGGAGGGCGUGGUGUUCAAGAAGAAGGUCGAGAUGCACAAGAUGGCCGAAUCCAACAGAGCAUACGCCCAUUACCGCUGGUGGUAGUCAAAGACUGGAUGUUGGAAGGUGACAACGUGCUUUUGUAGAUAAUGAACACAACAAGCUGCAAUAUGACAGUGCACUAACAAGGGGUAUUCGUAUAUACAGCACACCUUGAAUUAGGAUUGUUUGCAAAAUUAAAACAUAAUAAAGCAACAUUUUUUAAACAAAA
Molecule: messenger RNA, 950 nt
Organism: Entelurus aequoreus (snake pipefish)
Lineage: Eukaryota; Metazoa; Chordata; Actinopteri; Syngnathiformes; Syngnathidae
Gene: mrps7
Product: mitochondrial ribosomal protein S7
Exons: 5
Coding region: 95-784 (229 amino acids)
Biological process (GO): translation; ribosomal small subunit assembly
Cellular component (GO): ribosome
Molecular function (GO): structural constituent of ribosome; rRNA binding; mRNA binding
Source: RefSeq, a predicted model, not a curated record